Molecule: messenger RNA, 2237 nt
Organism: Dromiciops gliroides (monito del monte)
Lineage: Eukaryota; Metazoa; Chordata; Mammalia; Microbiotheria; Microbiotheriidae
Gene: TBP
Product: TATA-box binding protein
Exons: 9
Coding region: 775-1638 (287 amino acids)
Biological process (GO): DNA-templated transcription initiation
Molecular function (GO): RNA polymerase II general transcription initiation factor activity; DNA binding
Source: RefSeq, a predicted model, not a curated record
GAGGCGGCUGGAGACGCUGGACUGAGGGGCCGGGGGCUCUGAUGGAACUACCGGCGCGAGGUGCUCGGCGGGGCUCAAGGCCGCAGUGCUUCGGGUCUCGGAUGCUGCCGCAGGCCGUUCGAUCCACUACCCGCCGGCUCUUUCCCGGUCCCCCGGCCCAGUGCAUUGUUGGGGUUUGAGCCAUCUCCCGGUAAUUUUCUCCAAAGCUAGAGGAAGUGAGGGGAAAUUGCGCACGUGCAGGUCACCGGUGGAAGAGGCAUCCCUGUCGUUGCAGGCUGACUUGGGUGAUAAUCUUGAUUGGAUGCGAGUGGUACCUUGGAUUCCAGUGCUGCCUCCGACUAUUGGAGUCUGUGACCCUGGACCAAGCUCAGUGCCGCCGGGUCCCCUCCCCGCAGUUCUCUGACACUUUUAAGUUAUCUGGAGGCCUUCCAACUUUCCUAUUUUGAUUGGUGAUACCAUAUUCUUAGACUGCAACAUGGAACAUCGGUGAUCCUAGCUGUUAAACAAUUCCUCACCUGACACAUUCAAGACAUCACAUUUCCUUGAAGUGGAUAUAACCUAAAGAGUUUUGAAAGGAGCUAAGACAAAAAUACUUGUGAUGCUUUGAAGGACAAACUGAAGCAAAGGGAGCGGAACUCUUUGGUUUGUCUAAGAAGGAGGUGAACAUCAUGGAUCAAAACAACAGCUUGCCGCCUUAUGCCCAGGGCUUGGCCUCUCCUCAGGUAAUACAGCUGGACCGUGGGUAGAAAGCUGCAUUGUAAGGGACAGGGCGCCAUGACUCCGGGAAUUCCUAUCUUUAGCCCAAUGAUGCCCUAUGGUACAGGACUGACUCCCCAGCCUGUCCAAAGCACAAGCAGUCUUUCCAUUCUGGAAGAGCAGCAGAGGCAGCAGCAGCAGCAGCAACAGCAACAGCAGCAAGCUGCCCAACAGUCUGCAUCUCAACAAGCAACACAGGGAACUUCUGGCCAAACCCCACAGCUCUUCCAUUCACAGACUCUUACCACAGCCCCUCUGCCAGGCACUACGCCCUUGUAUCCUUCCCCAAUGACCCCUAUGACCCCCAUCACACCAGCUACACCUGCAUCUGAAAGCUCUGGGAUUGUGCCACAGCUACAAAACAUCGUAUCCACAGUGAACCUUGGUUGUAAACUCGACCUAAAAACCAUUGCACUUCGUGCCAGAAAUGCUGAAUACAACCCCAAGCGUUUUGCUGCAGUCAUCAUGAGAAUAAGAGAGCCAAGAACAACUGCCCUUAUUUUCAGUUCUGGGAAGAUGGUAUGCACAGGAGCUAAAAGUGAAGAACAGUCCAGAUUAGCAGCCAGGAAAUAUGCCAGAGUUGUACAAAAAUUGGGCUUUCCAGCCAAGUUCUUGGAUUUCAAGAUUCAAAAUAUGGUGGGGAGCUGUGAUGUGAAGUUUCCCAUAAGAUUAGAAGGGCUGGUACUGACACAUCAGCAAUUUAGCAGUUAUGAGCCAGAGUUAUUUCCUGGAUUAAUCUACAGAAUGAUCAAGCCCAGAAUUGUCCUGCUUAUUUUUGUUUCAGGAAAAGUUGUAUUAACUGGUGCUAAGGUCAGAGCAGAGAUUUAUGAAGCAUUUGAAAACAUCUACCCUAUUCUAAAAGGAUUCAGGAAAACAACGUAACCAUUUUCUCAUAUUUGUAUUUUUUUUUACAAGUUGUCUUGGUACAUUACAUGGUGUUAUUGUGUACAGCACAGAAGUGAGAUGGACUUUGAGUUGCAAACUGCAACACUAAGAUACUUUUCUAGUGCCUAUUUCCUGGCACUGUUGAAGAAACUGUAUUAUUUCUUACAAAGAACAUCUAUGCGGCGUUAACUGUGAGUUGCUUUUAUGAGGCUGUCUUGAAGCAGCACUGUCUAUUUAUGUUUAGAUUUUAAACACUUUUAUCCUCAAUUGUAAUUCAGAAGUUGGUUUAAAAAAGCAAAAACUGUGUUACUAAGUGUUGAAAACUACUUCCACUGUUGGGGGGAUUGUUUUAAACUUCCACCCAUAAACCAUACUUUUUAUAUUUCUACCAUAAAAUGAAACCUUUUUAAAAGUGUUUAUUUCUGAUUUAUAACUUAAAAGGGUUUUGUUUUUGUUUUGUGCCACACAUUCCCUCUUUCCAGUGUUGCAGGACAAAAUAGAUGUAUUAAUAGAAAAAGGCUUGGCUGUACAUAUUCUUCUUUUGAGACCAGAACUGUCAUAUUUCCUCAAAGCACUCUGUACAAUAAAUGCUGUUU